This is a messenger RNA of Phyllostomus hastatus (greater spear-nosed bat), 4423 nucleotides long. It is a transcript of the gene PTPDC1, whose product is annotated as protein tyrosine phosphatase domain containing 1. Bases 365 to 2578 code for a protein of 737 amino acids. NCBI's taxonomy places the organism in Eukaryota, Metazoa, Chordata, Mammalia, Chiroptera, Phyllostomidae. Gene Ontology annotation, biological process: cilium assembly; protein dephosphorylation. The record is from RefSeq and is a predicted model, not a curated record. Gene Ontology annotation, molecular function: protein tyrosine/serine/threonine phosphatase activity. The transcript has 11 exons.
AUUGGGGCGGACGAGGGUGGUGGAGGAGCAGACUUUCUGCCCACCAUGAAGGGUCUGCACACCGCGCUGUUGUGGGUCCAGUGGGUGAGACGGUAAUGGGUGGUGGUACUGACAGUCCUGCAGAAGGCAGGCAGGGAUCCUGCUGCCCCUGAGUUCAAAGUGCAGCUUCUGAAAGCCACGUCAGGCGGGGCCGGAGUCAGUGGAGCUGGGAACAACCUACUGCAGAGGCUGCAGCACCAACGGCUCCCGGGCGUCCUGAUGUCCGGCUCCUAUGCGACUACCAUGGCUGCAGGAGUCUUUCCCCCGAAUGAACAACCCUAUUCCAUUUUGAAUAAUAGUGGGCAUGCUGAAAACAUGAAAGGUGAUGCUAGCUGUGUCCUCCAUCAGCUGUGCCAAGAGAAACCCAACUUGCCCCAAGAGAAAAAGCAAUUCAGGACGUCCAACACCAAAGUAUACAAAAGUGGGAGAGCGUUUACGACAUGUCAUUCCUGGACAUGUGGCCUGCUCUAUGGCAUGUGGGGGCAGAUCAUGCAAGUACGAAAAUCCAGCCCGCUGGAGUGAGCAGGAGCAGGCCAUUAAGGGCAUCUACUCGUCCUGGGUCACUGAUAACAUCCUGGCAAUGGCUCGCCCAUCCACUGAACUCCUUGAGAAGUACCACAUCAUUGAGCAGUUUCAGAGUCAUGGCUUAAAAACAAUCAUUAACCUGCAGCGGCCCGGUGAGCAUGCCAGCUGUGGGAACCCUCUGGAGCAGGAAAGUGGUUUCACGUACCUUCCUGAAGCUUUCAUGGAAGCGGGCAUUUAUUUCUACAAUUUUGGAUGGAAGGAUUAUGGUGUAGCAUCACUUACCACUAUAUUAGAUAUGGUGAAGGUGAUGACAUUUGCCUUACAAGAAGGAAAAGUAGCCAUCCAUUGUCAUGCAGGGCUUGGUCGAACAGGUGUUUUAAUAGCUUGUUACUUAGUUUUUGCAACAAGAAUGACUGCUGAUCAAGCCAUUAUAUUUGUUCGGGCAAAGCGACCUAAUUCCAUUCAAACUCGAGGACAGCUACUGUGUGUGAGGGAAUUUACUCAGUUUCUGAUCCCUCUUCGAAACAUAUUCUCUUGCUGUGACCCCAAAGCACAUGCUGUCACCUUAACACAGUAUCUGAUUCGCCAGCGGCAUCUGCUUCAUGGAUACGAGGCACGACUUCUGAAACAUGUGCCAAAAAUUGUCCACUUCAUAUGCAAAUUGUUGCUGGACUUAGCUGAGAACAGGCCCAUAGUGACAAAAGUGGUAGAAGUACCUGGCCUCUCUGCUGAAAUCGAAAAAACUGUUUCUGAGAUGGUCACGAUGCAGCUGGAUAAAGAGUUACUGAGGCAUGACAGUGAUGCGUUGGACUCUUUCACCCCCACUGCAGUGGUGGCAGAUUUAAAGAAUCAAGAUGUGAUUCUUUCCAGUGAACAAGAGUUUGACCCUCUUUGGAAAAGGCGUAAUGUAGAGUGCCUUCAGCCCCUGACUCACCUGAAAAGGCAGCUCAGCUACAGUGACUCAGAUUUACAGAGGGCCGAGUCACUUUUGGAGCAGUCAGGGACUCCAUGGACGGUGCCUGCUCAAGUCUCAUUUUGCCACAGCCCCAGGCAGCAGACACCCAUUAGCCACCAUGACGCUUCACAGACUCCACAGCUGGAUUUCAGUAAGGAAAUGCUGAUCUGCAAUACAUUUUCUUUCUGGAAUCAGGCUAAAUUUAGAGACUUAGAAGAAUUCAAAGAUGAUGGGUCACCAAUUUUCCGAAAGAAGAAUAUUCCAAAGGAGGUACAACGGAGUAAAACCUUCUCUUCAGGUGUUUCUGGAUCAUACAACCCUGGGGAACCAGUUACAUCCAGUGUUGCAAAUAUCCCCAAGGAACCACACUGUUCUCCCCAGCAAGGCAUCCUGUGUCUGUGUGAAGUUCAUGGUAGCUGCAGCAGCCCUCUGGACUGUCGCUCUGGCCCCAAAACACAAUCCUCGCAGUCAUCAAUUGGACCUAAAACCCAAAACAGCAAAGACGCGCCUGAAGUUGCUCCACACACUGCCCUGCAGUCUGAAUCGAGUGUUGAAAAAAGGAGAAUACUGGCAGCCAAAGCCCUGGCAAACUUAAGUGAGUUUGCAGAAAAGGAGGAAGUGAAAAGGAAGGUAGAAAUGUGGCAGAAAGAACUGAAUUCCCGAAACGGAGCUUGGGAAAGAAUAUGUGGUGAAAAGGAUCCUUUCAUCCUGUGCAGUUUGAUGUGGUCAUGGGUGGAGCAGCUGAAGGAGCCUGUGAUAACCCAAGAGGACAUGAACAUGUUGGUUGACAGGCAUGCAGAUACUGCAGAAGCUCUGUUUUUAUUAGAGAAGGGCCAGCACCAGACUAUUCUUUGCGUAUUACACUGCAUAGUGAGCCUGCAGACGAUUCCUGUGGAUGUGGAAGAAGCUGUUCUUGCUCGUGCUAUUAAAGCUUUCACUAAGGUUAAUUUUGAUUCUGAAAAUGGACCAAUAGUUUACAAUACCCUAAAGAAAAUAUUUAAGCACACACUGGAAGAAAAAAGAAAAAGGACAAAAGACAGCCCUAAGCCUCAUGUUUAGUGAAGCUGACUUUCCCCUCAUGGCGCAUAUUUUGGACCAGAAGAUCAAGAUGGCAUUUCUGUUCAUAGGUGAACAAGUUAAAGUAUGGUGCUGUGUUGUCUCCUGGCACUUUAUUUCAGAUGCUCUUGGUUUGUGCUAAGAAUGACCAUUUCUGUUUGGAGCAACUAUUUCUUUUAAAAUGUCAAAUGUCAUAAAUGUCACAUAAUUUUUGUGUUAAAAAUUGCCAUAAAGUUGGUGCCACUUUCUUUUAUUUAUUUUACCGAAUUAAUAUUGUUGUAUUAAUAUUUUAAAUAUGUAGUGUUUACAUCCUUAUUCUUUUCGACAUUUUGAAAAAGUUGUAACUCUUAUUUCCAAAACAAUUAUCUUAUUAACACAACUCUUUCUAGAGUUUUUACCAAAUAGAUGUCAGUGAUAAAACCUCACUGUUUAUCCAUCCCUGAUGCAUGAUGUAAGGAAGUCACCAAGUGUCUUAAACCUAGUGUUUUAUAUUUAUUAAUAAGAAGGCUAUUGAUAUAACAUUUUUAAAGGAUUUUUUUAAAAUUGUUUGAAUGUUUUUUAUAAAUGUGGCAGAGGGUUUCAAAGUGUAUUAUUUUUCAGGGUGGUUUAGUUUUACAUUAAAAGAAUGACUGUGAGAUGGUUGGGAUUUUUUACUUCUAGAAAGUAGACUUGCUCAGGCUUUUAGAUGACUUUGCCAACCUCUGAUGUCACAGGAGGCAGGAGUGACUCUCACACAUUAGGCCUUAUUCUCACCCCCUUGGGCUGCUGCUGAGCCAAAUCACAUCUUUACAAAGGAAUUGGGAUCAGCUGUGGGCACUGUGGUCACUGUGGGGCACUCUCUGAAGCAAGACUCCAUGGGAAGGCCUGUCUCAUGGCGUGGGCACUGCAGCCCUGCUCUCUCCAGGUGCUGUUUCUGCUCCCCAGAGCCAUGUCUGUCCGUGCUGAUAGUGUGAUAGUGUGAGAUCUGGCCCAUGCUUCCCAGUCUGCCAUUCCAUAGACCCAGUUGCCUUUGACUGCCUUUUGACUAGGACAGGUAAGAUUUUUUAAAAUGAAAAUAAAAUGAAUUUAACCCACUUAGGUCACAUUCACUUUACUGGCUUUAGAUAAGAAAAAGUAACUGUCUAAACUAGUUCCUUGUAGAACAAAACUAUCAGUCAGCUAUUGAAGCCACAACUAUUAUUCAGAUAAACAUGUGGGGUACCAUAGGCCAAGCCAGAGAGGAUUGAAGUAUUUCCCAAUAAAGGUGAUAUUAAUCAAACCAAUUUCAAACUGAAGAAGUUACUACUUAAUCAUAAAGACAGAAUAUCAGGGAAAGUUAAUUUGUAACAAAUGAAGUUUCUCUAAUCUCUGCAUUUGUGAAUCAAGCUCUAGCACAUUAAAAAAAUUUUAUUAUUAGUCUUAGUAACUCUGGUGGCAAACACUAAAUGCCAUUUUCUUUCACAUUGUUUGAAUUUUCUUAGGAUAUCAAAUCCAAUGUUUUUAAUGAACUGGGUUGCCCAUUGCUGAUAUUUCUCAUUUUGGAGUGCCUGGUCUGGAUAAGUAGGGGAGAAAAUAAUUACAUUUUAUCCAAAGGUACCUUAUAAAAAUGCGUUUUGCCCAAAAAGGUGUCUGUUCUCUUCUCAUUUGGUCUCAUAUGGGCAAGUAGCACCAUGACUCAUUUGAUGAGAGCUAUUGGCCUGUGAGUCUGAAGGAAUCGUUUCAAAGUAAAGGGUAGACCCUACACAGCCACAAUGCGACCAUGGCAGUACACAUCUAAAAUCUUAAGUGCACCAACGUAAAAGGAAAGUUGGUGGGAGAAUUAAUUAAGCUGUCUAUAAUUAUUGUAUUUAUUUGAAUAAAAGUGAAAAA